Molecule: messenger RNA, 2378 nt
Organism: Talaromyces stipitatus ATCC 10500
Lineage: Eukaryota; Fungi; Ascomycota; Eurotiomycetes; Eurotiales; Trichocomaceae
Product: MFS transporter, putative
Exons: 9
Coding region: 63-2378 (771 amino acids)
Biological process (GO): transmembrane transport
Molecular function (GO): transmembrane transporter activity
Source: RefSeq, a predicted model, not a curated record
AUCCACCAUCUUGUUUGAUCGGGGUGCACUUGGAUGUCGUUACUCCGGAUUUCUAACUCGAAAUGAAGGGGCUAUUACAAGUAUUACAAUAUUUACUCUUUCUGAGUAUAUUCUCAAGCAUCACGGGGGUACUAGCAGCAAAACCUUCCUCAUUCUGCAAAUGUACCUGUUUCUCGAAUAGCACUAUUAUCGAACUGCGACCCAUAAAUACAGAUAAAGACCUUUCGGAUGGUUUAUUGAAGCGGAGAACAACAGAGUUAACGAAUCUAUGGGGAUGGGACCACAAGACGGCCGAAAUCGACGCGCGAGAAGAGCAGAAGGAUGAUAAGAAUAAACAAACGCCCGGUCGCGGUCGAGCAUUGACGUGUAGCGACUGCAAUCGCGCAUUCUGUCUGGAUUAUAAUUUACCGAAAUGCAAAGGCGCAAGGGAGGAGGAUGUUAUUGCGACUUGUUUUCAACGAGAUUCGAGGAAAGAUGAAGCUGUGGUUAUUAUUUUUAUACUUGCCACGAGUGGGCUGCUUGCUUGGGCUGUUUUGAGACCUUGGGUUCAAGGAUGGGUGGAGCCUGUACGUCAUGUUACCGCUCUUUACAUCGCUGGGUAUACAAACAAGUUGAAACAAUCAGGGAAAAUGGCAGUUGUUUCCGGUUGCCACCUUCCGCCUAUCAGUCCCUGGUUCGCUUGUCCGGAGAACGAUUUUUACUGUACCAGUCACCCGAUUCGUAGUGGUAAGAAUUGUUCAAGCGUCAAAAGAAUCAUGGUAUCAACGCCACAGACAAGACCAAUUUCGAACGACGAUGCAUUUCCUUCGCUGCAGCUCUUUCUUCUGGGCAUCUGCCGUGUGGCGGAGCCUAUCGCUCUCACUUCGAUCUUCCCCUACUCAUGGGUAAUGGUCCAAGAAUUCCACGUCGGCAACCCAAAUGACGCCUCUUUCUACGCCGGAAUCUUAAUCGCUGCGUUUUCACUAGCCGAAGCCCUCACCGGAAUGUUUUGGGGUGCACUCUCGGAUCGCAUUGGUCGCAAACCCGUCCUCUUGCUCGGUUGUGCUGGCACCAUGCUUUCACUGUUGAUCGUCGGGUUUGCUUCGAGUUUUUGGGUAGCUCUCCUUGGUAGAAUCAUUGGCGGUGUGCUUAAUGGAAACAUAGGCGUGAUUCAGACCAUGGUCGGUGAGCUUGUGAAGCGUCCUGAGCAUGAGCCUCGUGCUUACGCCGUAAUGCCGUUUGUCUGGUCAAUCGGCACUAUUCUCGGGCCUGCCGUCGGAGGGUUACUUGCCAAACCCGUUGAAGGUUUCCCAUCCAUAUUCUCACCAAAUGGUUUAUUCGCAAAGUACCCAUUCCUAUUGCCUAACCUCUUCUGUGCCGGUCUCCUCUUGAUUAGCAUCAUUGGCGGUGCUUUACUUUUGCAGGAGACUCAUCCCGAGUUUCAGCCACGGUAUUCGGAUUCAGAACAUAGAGUGAACCGCGAGACACCAUUAAUGGCUACCGCUGGCGCUACGGCUAAUCCCGGAGUUGACCUUCGCGCUGAAUCGUAUGGUACUUUCAAUGAAGUUAAUAUGCAUUCAAAUGAAAGCUGGCGCAACGAUGGCGAAAGAUCCAAAGAGAGAUCGUCUUCGCCACAAACGGAAGUGGCAUUCACGUCCCAAGUUCUGAUGUUCAUCAUUGCACUGGGCAUUUUCACCUAUCACUCGAUGACUUUUGAUCAUCUUCUUCCAAUCUUCCUGCAAGACAAGCGUGACGUUGGAUUUUCUCACUCUUUUCCUCGUAUUUCAGGCGGCUUGGGAUUGUCUACUCGAACCGUUGGGUUCAUCAUGUCUGUAGAUGGACUAAUGGCACUUUUCAUUCAAAGUGUUAUAUUCGCCCCGUUGACCGAUUGGCUGGGUGUCUGGAGACUCUUUGUCCUUGUUACGGCUUUACAUCCCAUGACAUACUUUAUCAUUCCAUUCCUCGUCUUACUUCCCUCGAAUUUCGUCUACGCCGGUAUCUAUACCUGCCUAGCAAUCCGCAACAUUCUCUCCAUCAUUGCCUACCCUAUUCUCCUCAUCCUGAUCAAACAAUCAAGUUCUUCUCCCUCCGUCAUGGGUAAAAUAAACGGCUUGGCCGCUUCAGCCGGUGCCGCAUGCCGUACAAUCGCUCCUCCUGUCGCUGGAUACUUAUAUAGUACUGGAACAGCAGCUGGAUGUACCGCCAUUGCUUGGUGGAGCAGCACACUCAUCGCGUUGAUCGGUACGUCACAGUUGUGGUUUAUCAAGCGUCGGAAAGACACAGUUACAGUACGGUCUGCAGCGCCGUGUCUGGCUGCUGCUGGACCUCCCGCUUCUGACACCCAUCCGCGUGAAGUGAUUCAUGUGAUGGUCAGUGAGGAGGAUUAUGACGUUGCUUGA